Molecule: messenger RNA, 1383 nt
Organism: Drosophila arizonae
Lineage: Eukaryota; Metazoa; Arthropoda; Insecta; Diptera; Drosophilidae
Gene: Inx3
Product: innexin 3
Biological process (GO): phototransduction
Cellular component (GO): gap junction; plasma membrane
Molecular function (GO): gap junction channel activity
Source: RefSeq, a predicted model, not a curated record
UCCUCUCUCUCAUUUACAGUUUAGUUUAGUACACAGCAACAACAUCAAUUAGCAGCAACAACAGCAGCGAGAAGCAGCAGCAGAAGUCGAAGCUAGAAACAUGGCGGUCUUUGGCAUGGUCUCGGCUGUGUCCAGCUUCAUCAAGAUACGCUAUCUGCUGGACAAGGCGGUCAUCGAUAACAUGGUCUUUCGCUGCCAUUAUAGGAUUACCACAGCCAUACUCUUCACCUGUUGCAUUAUUGUUACGGCCAACAAUUUGAUUGGUGAUCCGAUUAGCUGCAUUAAUGACGGCUCCAUACCGAUGCAUGUGAUCAACACCUUCUGCUGGAUAACAUACACCUUCACGAUACCUGGCCAACAGCACAGGCAAAUUGGCACCGAUGUGGCUGGGCCUGGAUUGGGCAACGAAUAUGGGCAGGAGAAACGUUACCAUAGCUACUAUCAGUGGGUGCCAUUCGUGCUCUUCUUCCAGGGUCUCAUGUUCUAUGUGCCCCACUGGAUCUGGAAGAAUAUGGAGGAUGGCAAGAUUCGCAUGAUAACGGAUGGUUUGCGUGGCAUGGUCUCUGUGCCGGAGGAUUAUCGCAAGGAUCGACAGGAUCGCAUCAUUAAAUACUUUAUGGAAAGUCUCAACUCGCACAACGGCUACUCCUUUGCGUAUUUCUUCUGCGAACUGUUGAACUUCAUCAAUGUCAUUGUCAAUAUCUUCAUGGUGGAUAAGUUUCUGGGCGGUGCUUUUAUGUCCUAUGGUACUGAUGUCCUCAAGUUCUCGAAUAUGGAUCAGGACAUGCGCUACGAUCCGAUGAUUGAGAUCUUUCCAAGAUUAACGAAAUGUACGUUCCGUAAAUUCGGCCCAAGUGGUUCCAUACAGAAACACGAUACGCUCUGCGUGCUGGCCCUCAAUAUACUCAACGAGAAGAUCUAUAUAUUCCUAUGGUUCUGGUUCAUUAUAUUGGCUACCAUUUCGGGCGUGGCUGUGCUCUAUUCCCUGGUGGUCAUCAUGAUGCCCACCACACGCGAAACAAUCAUCAAGCGCUCCUAUCGGUCAGGUCAGCGCAAGGAAAUCGCUGGACUCGUGCGACGUUUGGAGAUUGGCGACUUCUUGAUCUUGCAUUUCCUUAGCCAGAAUCUUACCACACGGUCGUACGGCGAUAUGCUGCAUCAGCUAUGUGGCUUGCUGGGUGCCUCCCGUACACCCUCUGCCCCCUCGACGUUGGAAAUGAAUCCGAUUAGCCAUUCAAUUUACCCGCCCGCCGAGCUGUUCGGCGGCAAGGAGACCGAGACAUAGGCGCUAAAGCAAUUAAAUUGGCGCUAAUUUUAAACAAAACAAACAAAAUAUUUCAAUGAUUUCUCAAUAAUAUUUGUAGACGAUGUAGAGAUGUGACC